GAUGAUCGCGACGAUCUCACGUGUUGCGUCUGUCUGGAUUUCUUUAAAAAUCCAGCGAUUAUUCCCUGUGGGCACAUUUUCUGUAAGGACUGCAUUACAGGUUUGUGGGAUAAAGACGUGCGCAGAUGUCCUCAGUGCAAACAAACCUGUUGUCACUGACUGGCUGCAGAUGAAGGAGCUUUCUGAGAAACUGAUGAAGAUGAGAGCAAAGGAGGAGGAUGAUGAAGAUGCUGAAGCACAUGGAGUCAGCUGUGAUUCCUGCACCUCCAGAAGAACCAAAGCUGUGCAAUCCUGCCUCACCUGUGUGUCCUCAUUCUGCAGAAGUCACCUGGAGAAGCACAAUGAUCUCCACGGAUGGAAGAAACACCUGCUGACCGAAGCCACGGAUCUUCAGAGCAAAACCUGCUCUCUUCAUGAGAAACUGAUGGAUGUCUUCUGUCGCACUGAUCAGAAGUGUGUCUGUCUGCUGUGUGCUAUACAUGAACACAAGAACCACGACACCGUCUCCGCUUCUGAGGAAAGAGCAGACAGACAGACGAAGUUAAUGGAAACACGUGAGAAGUUUCUGCAGAACAUUCGAGACAGAGAGAAGGAUUUCAAAGAGCUAAAGCAGGCAGAGGAGUCCGUCACAUGUUCAGCGCAGACGGCUGUCUCUGAAAGCGAGCGGAUCUUCAGUGAAGUGCUGUGCUCUGUUCAGAAAACAAGCGUCCGCGUGAAAGAGCUGAUCGCAGAGCGACAGAGAGAUGAACUCAGUCGCAUUGAAGGACUUCAGGAGAAAGUCCAGCAGAAGAUCUCUGACCUCAGGAUGAAGGUGUCUGAGCUCGAUCAGUUCUUGUCCACUGAAGACCACAUUCACUUUCUGCAGAAUUACCCAGAAUGCAUGUCUGAAGAAUUUGAAGAUCUUUCCAACAUUUCUGAAAAUCCUAAAGCAUUUUUUGGUAAUGUGGAGCUGCUGCUUUCUGAAAUGCAAGAGCGUUUGCUGGAUGUCAACAAAGAGACGGAGAUUAAGAUCAAAUCUGGAGAUGUGCCUCCUAAAGCCGAUGCCCCUGUCUCAUCAUUGUUUAUAGAUUUUGCCAAAAAAGAUGGGGAUUGGGACUGUGAAGUCUGCCUGGUGAAAAAUGAAGGCAUGUCUAGCUAUUGUGUCUCCUGCCAGACGUCAAACCCAAAUAUGAAAAGCAAAAGCACUUUUGCAACGGGAUUUACGUUUGGUUUUGGUAGUUCUCCCAACCAACCUGCUACAGCAGGACCUCUAAAUGCAGGUUUUAAUCAGAGUAAGGAGAAAGCAUUUUGGACCUUCGGUGCUGCUUGCUCCACGUUUGGCAGCAGGCCUUAAUCUGUUCUCGAAUAUGAUUGAAAGACAGAAUGGCUCAUGCAGAUGAACUUACUGUCUGUAAUUCUCCUCUGAUACGCCUCCCUUCAUUGUCAAUCACCACUGAUGACAUAAAGGUGUUGUUUGUUCUCACCCGUGCGAUUGUGAAACCACCUGCUUUCAGCUGACCUUCAAUUCAAGUUUAUUUGUA
Molecule: messenger RNA, 1520 nt
Organism: Sinocyclocheilus grahami
Lineage: Eukaryota; Metazoa; Chordata; Actinopteri; Cypriniformes; Cyprinidae
Product: tripartite motif-containing protein 29-like
Exons: 5
Coding region: 2-1333 (443 amino acids)
Molecular function (GO): zinc ion binding
Source: RefSeq, a predicted model, not a curated record